AUGUACCAGCAAAUCGCGUGCCACGAUGGGUUCAGGGUGUUGAAGCUGCCGUACAAGGCGUACAACGACGACAGCCCGCCGGCGUACAACUCCAAGCUGCGGGAGGGCCUCCCGGAGUUCUCCAUGUGCGUCUUUCUCCCCGAGGACUGCGACGGCCUGUGGAGCUUGCUCGACAGGAUCACGGCCCGCCCAGAGUUCCUACACGAGCACCUGCCGAGGGACCAUGUCCCUGUCGGCAAGUUCCGGCUGCCCAAGUUCAAGCUGACGUACAUGAGCAGCAUCCGCGGCGUUCUCAAAGACCUGGGCCUCCGGCUGCCCUUCGAUCCCCUUCUGGCCAACAUGACCGGGAUCGUCGGGGACGACGAGUCGGUCGUGCCGCUGUGCGUAAGCGAGGUUGUCCACAAGGCGGUGGUGGAGAUGAACGAGGAGGGGUGCGAGGCCGCCGCCGUCACCGUGGAGUCAGACGACGACUUGGGGUUCUCGCUUUACUGCGAUUACGAGUACGUGCCACCACCUCCAACAGUGGACUUCGUCGCCGACCACCCGUUCGCCUUCUUCAUCGUUGAGGAGACUUCAGGCACCGUUGUCUUCGCUGGGCAUGUGCUCGAUCCUACCAAGGAAGAGUAG
Molecule: messenger RNA, 627 nt
Organism: Triticum turgidum subsp. durum (durum wheat)
Lineage: Eukaryota; Viridiplantae; Streptophyta; Magnoliopsida; Poales; Poaceae
Source: the annotation of a GenBank genome assembly